UUUCUCAUCAUGAGAGCUCUUCCAGCCACAAACCGCAAAGCCGCUUAGUUUGAAACUGAUUUCCCUCUUGACACGAUCCUGCUUCAACUUUUAAUUUUUAUUGCCCUUCUCUCUCACUCAUUAUGGUCGAUUGUGUUGUGAAUGAUAUCAGUACUUUUCUAUCACCUCCAGUUCAACGUUUACUUGUUGAUUCAAGGGAAGAUCAUCUAACCUCUAGUUACAAUGGUUCAGGUUCAGUGACAUCUCACUUGACAUUUAAUUGGGAUGUAGUUUCUACUAACUUUGACACAUUGUUAGAAUUUUCUGAUCAUGAUGGCGACCAGCAGAGGUAUCGUCAAGUUUGCGAGGAAUUAUGGCCUCUUAUCAAAGAAUGUGGAAGAAAAGUGCAGGAAUGUGUGUCAAUCCCAGUUCACCUUUUAGAAUGGACUAGUAGCAUUGGAGACAUCCAACAUUGUUUCACUCAAAUGCAAAAGAAAAAGUGUUCCAUUAUCCCUCUGAAAAUAUCUUUACACUUGUCCUCUAUACUGGAACAUUCUCUGGGAAAUGUCUUUAAACUUAAAGAAAAAAAUGUUCCAUUUCUUCUGAGGGACUUACUGAGUUCAACUGAACUCAUGGGUAUUUUUGGCGAACUGCCCAUGUUGGUCGCAAGGGCUCUUCUUGGAUCCCCUUUGGGUUUCAAUUUAAGGAAUAUUUGUUGGCAUGGUUUCCCCGCCCCAGAAGAGAUUUGCAUGAGUUUGGCUGCUGCACUUUUGGUAUUAAUCACUUCGUUUGGAGAGCUAUUGAGUAUUGCAGACAUCUCCUCUAUUCCUUGCCGCCUUAAAAUUGGAAAGAAUACAUGGGCUUGCUACCUGCCCACCUUUGAAAGCUUGGACUUCCCUAAAUUGAAGCAUAAUUGCAGUGAAGUUACUGCUAUACUCGAGAAUGUUGACAGCAUCCCUUCAACUCAUCAGUCUUACUGGACCUCAUCAUUUAAUUUUUUAUGUACUGGCUCUAAUGGAGAGUGCCUUCUGUUACUUCUGCCGGCCCUUGAGCAUACUCUACGAUGUGCUUAUUGCUCAGUAAAUGAAUGUCCUCAACGUAUGCUGGUAGCUGAGCAACAUGUUCUCUACACCACAAUGGAUGAAAUUUUGGACCAAUACUUUAUGAAAUCAGAAAGUGUUAAAACUGAGAACCGCCUACCGUCCCUUCUUGGCAAUAAGCUCAUGGAAAUGUUACUGGAUAUGUUUAGUAGCUUUGGCGGGCCACGAAUUCGUGAUAAAUUGAGCCACGGAGAAUGCAUUUUAGAAGAGAUUCCAGCAAUUGUUGCUAAUCAUCUCUUUUGCAUAUCAUUACUGGUGUUACUAAAGCUAGGACAUACAACCUCAAUUGACCUCAGUACUUCUUUGUUUAAAAUGGAAGAAGAAUACAUUGCCAAGUUUCACUCAAUAUCUCUUUUGAAAUAUGAAGCAUUCACUGUGACAGAUCAGCUCAAAGCUUUUCAUAUCUAUUUCAAACCAGAUUUAAUUAGUUCUGAAGUAUUAAAUUUUCAGACAAGUUUGUGUGCUCAAGUUUUAAAGUUUCCAAAUUGUCACCAAAGUAGUGAUAUAGAUAGUCUAAUUGAAUCAUGUUUGAAGCAGCCAGUGAUAACACUUUUCAGAAACAAAUCAGACCUAGGACACAUAUCUACAUUGAGAAAAAUAGUUACUGCUGUUCAUGAAGCAUGCAAAAAUUGCCUUGGUGCUUUAGAGAAUCGUCAAAACUGCCUUAAUCAGCAUGCCCUCAGGUCUCGGCAGAGAACAUCCUUCUUUAGAAUGUUGGACUUCAUGCCCUCAUUCCAAGUAGUUGUGAAAUGCCUUGUAUUGACAGUUCUCUUUCAACUAUUGAUCCUUCCUCAUAUGAUUGUAAACUCAAAAUUCAUCAAGAGCAUGCAACAAUACGCUGAUAACAUGUCAUCACUGUCCUGUUCCGAGAAAAAUAGGUGGACUGAGAUGCAGGAGAAAACAACCUGCUUUUGCCUUCAUUCCGUUCAUCUUCUCGACAAAACACUCGAAACUAAUUUGCUUCAGGCUGAAACUUUAAGGAACUUAACUAACCAAGAAGAACAACUUGCGACAGUUGACUAAAUUAAGAUAGAAAACAAGUGGAUGAAAAUUAAAGAGGUAUUUGUAUCUGAA
Thrips palmi is the source of this 2153-nucleotide messenger RNA. Its product is annotated as endoplasmic reticulum membrane-associated RNA degradation protein-like. Lineage: Eukaryota; Metazoa; Arthropoda; Insecta; Thysanoptera; Thripidae. The transcript has 6 exons. The record is from RefSeq and is a predicted model, not a curated record. Bases 123 to 2102 code for a protein of 659 amino acids.